Molecule: messenger RNA, 4592 nt
Organism: Sander lucioperca (pikeperch)
Lineage: Eukaryota; Metazoa; Chordata; Actinopteri; Perciformes; Percidae
Product: phosphatidate phosphatase LPIN1
Exons: 21
Coding region: 429-3110 (893 amino acids)
Biological process (GO): fatty acid catabolic process; positive regulation of transcription by RNA polymerase II; cellular response to insulin stimulus
Cellular component (GO): nucleus; mitochondrial outer membrane
Molecular function (GO): phosphatidate phosphatase activity; transcription coactivator activity
Source: RefSeq, a predicted model, not a curated record
AAUACCAAUUUGACGCAACCAGUCAACUGUCUGCAACAAUGUAAGCAGCUGUAAUUGUGUUGCCACUGUGGCAGCUGAACCGAUGCUUUUGGCAACUCAACAGCUCUACGCUGAUUGGUCAGCGGUGGGGUUCGAUGCAGAUGAUGUCAUCCACUGACAAGGCUCGCUGAGCUAGACAGAGCGAGAGAAACAGAAACGGUCAAAGGGAGAAGUUAGCAUCGCGUUGACUUAAAAUAGCAUUUUUUUUGUCGCUGAAAGGCGGUGACAGCAACUCAAGGCGUUAUCAAACACUCAGAUAUCACCUCUAUCGGGAAAUUCCGCUUCUAUGAUGUGUUGUUAAGCUGCCAUUCACCGCUGAGGAAACGCCAGUCUCCGUGUGUUAAAGGCUGUCCGCAUACUCAGCUACUGUAUAGAAGACCCGUCAGACCAUGAACUACGUGGGCCAGUUGGCGGGCCAGGUGUUUGUCCAGGUCAAAGAGCUGUACCGAGGCCUCAAUCCCGCCACCCUUUCUGGCUGCAUUGAUGUCAUCGUAGUGAGACAGCCCGAUGGAUCCCUGCACUGCUCACCUUUCCAUGUUCGCUUCGGCAAAAUGGGAGUCCUCCGCUCCCGAGAGAAAGUGGUGGACAUGGAGAUCAAUGGAGAACCAGUGAAUCUCCAUAUGAAGCUUGGGGACAACGGAGAAGCAUUCUUUGUGCAAGAAACAGAAAAUGACGAGGAAGUGGUUCCGUCCUACCUGGCCACCUCUCCGAUCUUGUCGGAUGGAGCCAUUCUGAUGAGCUCCUCCCUGAUGGGGAAAUGCUCCGGGCCAACCAUACAAACCCUGGGCUCCUCGGGGAGCACGGGAGAGACUGGAAGUGUGGGGAUGAAGAAGAGGAGGAAGAGGAGGAAGAAGACUCGGGCGGACAGUUUGAGGAGAGAGGAGAGUGGGGACUACUCCGAGGAUGAAGACAUGUUCACCAUAGACAUCAGCUCAGAUGAAAUGACGAAGAUGGAGAGCAACAGGCAGAGUGCAACAAGUUCAGGCAUGAUCUCUGUGGGUCUAAAAUGGGUGAAAAGUGAAAGGACUUCAUCUCGGGACGUUUUAAGAGAUGAGACAACAGGCGGCUCUUUCAAACAGACUGGCAUCUACACUCGUUCAGAUGGAGAGUGGAGCCCUAUUGAGAGCCCUGGAAACUCUCGUCCCACCUCUUCCAAGAGCGACUCUGAACUAAUGAGCAAGCCGUCAGACAAUCAGAAUCCAACCAUGCACUGGGCAUGGGGAGAGCUGCCACAGGCUGCCACGCCAUCCUUCCUUCCAGUGAAAUCCAACCAUCAACCAGUGUGCCCAGUAUCCAUCCCUUUUUCUGAAAGCACACACUUCCGUGUGAUAACUCAUGAGACGUCUUCAGAACAGUGCGGACCCUGCUCAGAAAUAUCAGCACUCACACUGCUGAUGCCAGAGGAGACCAGUGAGGAGACAGUUGAAAUGGAGUCCGAAUCCGUGAGGAUGGAGACCCAGACAGCCGGAGGUGCGGCAGCUUGUAUGUCUGACAUGGAGGAGACAAUGUCUCGUCCACCAGGAAAGACAGACUCUCCAUCCAAGAGAAAAGACAAGAGAAGCCGCCAUCUUGGUGCUGAUGGAAUUUACCUGGAUGACAUCACAGAGCUCGAGCCUGAAGUGGCGGCCCUUUAUUUCCCUAAGAGUGACAGUGGUGCAGCAGUGAGGAGCAUCUCAGACCCGGGCCUCCACAGCAGCAGUCUGUCCCCACAGUCGCUCAGCUCUGGAGGGGACAGCGGAGUGGAUAGCUACUGCGACCCCUUGGCUGACAUGCCGUCUAUCGCCAUCUCCUUGUGUGGAGGACUCAAUGACAACAGGGAGAUCACUAAAGAGCAGUUCCAUGAGAAGAUCAUCUCUUACCAGCAGUUUUCGGAAAACCCCUCCAUCAUCGACGACCCCAACUUAGUUGUGAAAAUUGGCUCCAAAUACUAUAAUUGGAGCUCUGCAGCUCCACUUAUGCUGGCUAUGCAGGCCUUUCAGAAACCGCUGCCAAAGGCUGCAGUGGAGAACAUCAUGAAGGAGAAGAUGCCCAAGAAAGGAGGGAGGUGGUGGUUCUCCUGGCGAGGCAGAAACAGCAGCACCAAAUCGGAUUCCGUCUCUGAGCGUGGGGCCGGUGGCUACGAUGAGCAGGCUGGGAAAAUGUCAAGCAGACACAAAGAAGAGUCGUCCUCUAGUGAUGAAGACCACAGAGCAGCCAAACAGAGCUCUGCCACCAUCCAAUCAGAGCCUGGGCUCACACCAGGAGGCGUGACCUAUAAGAAAACACUUCGACUCACAUCAGAGCAGCUGCUGUCUCUCCAGCUGCAGGAUGGUCCUAACGAUGUUGUGUUCAGCGUGACCACUCAGUACCAGGGAACCUGUCGCUGUCAGGGCACCAUCUACCUCUGGAACUGGGACGACAAGAUAAUUAUCUCUGACAUAGAUGGAACCAUCACCAGGUCGGACACACUGGGCCAUAUCCUGCCCACACUGGGGAAAGACUGGACCCACCAGGGCAUUGCACAACUCUACCACAAAGUCAGCCAAAAUGGCUACAAGUUCCUGUACUGCUCAGCUCGAGCUAUCGGCAUGGCUGACAUGACCAGAGGUUACCUACACUGGGUCAACGAGAGAGGCACCAUGCUUCCUAUAGGCCCCGUCCUUCUCAGCCCGAGCAGCCUCUUUUCAGCUCUGCACAGGGAAGUGAUCGAGAAGAAACCAGAGAAAUUCAAGGUGGAGUGUCUCAACGAUAUCAAGAACCUCUUCUACCCCAACACACAGCCAUUCUAUGCAGCGUUUGGCAACAGACCAACGGAUGUAUAUUCCUAUAAAGAAGUAGGAGUGCCUCUAAACAGGAUUUUUACAGUAAACCCUAAAGGAGAGCUAGUGCAGGAGCAUGCCAAGACCAACAUCUCAUCUUACGUCCGUCUGGGUGAGGUGGUGGACCAUGUGUUUCCUCUGAAGAUGCGGGCCUCCUCCUCAGACUUCCCCUGCUCAGACACCUACAGCCACUUCACCUACUGGAGGCAGCAGCUCCCCCGGGUGGACCAUCAGGACACUACACCUCCACAGUCUCCCCGUCCCAGCAGCUGACUACCCGUGGCCUGCAGAGCAGCUCCUAGCAGGCAGAGCACUGAUGGUGUGAUGGUUACAUGUGUGUGAUAUGAAUCUGUAGAUGUUUGUAGAAGAUGUAGCACUUUGAGAUCACAGAGAGAGCGAGAGAGAGAGAGCUGCUGUGAAAACUCUUAUAACGCACAAGAUGGAUGUAAGCGCACUUUUAUGAAAAGACGGCCUCUGUAGCCUUCUGACUAGAUGUAUGUAUAUGAGAAAUUAUAAUAAUUUAUUCAGGCAGCUUAGCACAUAUGUUAUUUUUGAGUGAGUCUUGACAUUAUUUAGGUAGCUAAAGGUAGCUUUCUAGGCAGACAGUUGCAUUCUGUAUCUAACAGAUGAUAUGGCAUCUGUUCAAAAGUGCAUCACAGAGACACACUGUGCACACAUAAGAGAGCAAGUUACUUAAACUUGUGCCAAAUACUCAAUGUAGAAUUUAUUUUCGUACUUCGUAUUUCGUUUUUUCAGUCCAGACUGUUACAGAUCCUCAAUCAGCAUGGAAAUGCAGAUUAUAUAUAAAUACAUGCAGGCUAAUUUGACUUUAUAGCAACAUAUGUGUAUGUAAUCUAAUAUUCUGUUUGAAAAAAAUCAGUAUUAGUUACAUAUUACAUUAAAAUGUAUUACAGAGCACAAUGACCGAAUGAUCAUCUAUGUAGCUUGACAUUAUCCUGACAGAGGGUGCAUUAUAAAGACGGUUUGGAAUGAGUAUUUAUUGUUGAGACAAAGUAAUGCUGACAGGAGAACAGAAAGCAAAACAUUUCCAGUGGUCAAAAUCAAGAGUAUCUGUGGGAGGAAUUGCUAAAUCAUUUUUGUUUUUCUAUUGAGAUCCACACUGUCUAUAUGUUGUGAUCAGAAUGUCAUUUCUGUUGUGGCCUUCAUGAAACACCUUUUAAUUUAUCCAGUUCAUACAAUAUGUUCCACUCUCUAAGAUGAUUUCCAUAAAUGCCAUUGAGUAUAUUUUAUUCAUUCAUCUGAUGACAUUACUGUACUUCCAUGCCCUUGUAAUGUCACUUAAAGCAAAACCCUUAUUGGACUACAUAGCUUAGAGCGGACAGUAGGCCACGGUAUUAAAAGGAAUGUUUUACCUUUUUUCUAAGUUACAGACACUCGUAAAGUGAUCUUUAUUUCUUACAAUACCACAGAUAACCUGAGGUCAUAUACAGUAUAUGUACAGGAGCUGCUAUCACGGUAACCUGCCUAAUAUAUCAGUGGUUUUACUGUGAACAUAACUAUCUGAACAGUAUCAUCAUAUCAAGUAAGCCUGCAGUUUAUAAAAGAGGAUGUGUGUAUAUAAUGCUUUUAUUAUUCUUUCCAUGAAAGAGCUAAACAUAGCCUGAAAGCGUAUUAUCUUUGCCUUAACUGUGAACAAUAUGAUCAAGAAUUUGUUCAUUUACUCUCUCCACCCCUUCUCUUGACCAGUUCACUGUUACAUUUAUGUAAUCAAACUUAUUAAAAAAAUGCCUUGGU